Culicoides brevitarsis is the source of this 793-nucleotide messenger RNA. RefSeq lists its product as uncharacterized. The coding region runs from base 224 to 793 and encodes 189 amino acids. The transcript is spliced from 3 exons. Lineage: Eukaryota; Metazoa; Arthropoda; Insecta; Diptera; Ceratopogonidae. The record is from RefSeq and is a predicted model, not a curated record.
AAUGUCUGUGUUGUGUGUCGAAAAAUAAAAAAGGAAUAUUUAGUUUAUGUUUGAACAGAACAGACACAACAUUUGUGCUUCUCCGGUUUCUUCGAUUCGAGAACGUCUACUUCAUCUAUCUACUUUUGUGCCGUUUAAAUACUGUUUUAAAACCAAAAUCAAAUAAACAUCCAGACUUUAUUUAUAACAAUAUCGGAAAUACGGAGCAAACUAAUAAACAAACAUGCAUCCAAUAAGAUGGAAUAAACGACGACUUCUAUCGGUAGCUUUGAGUGGCAUCGUAUUUUAUCUGAUACUCUCGGCAAAAUACAAUAAAUUUCAAGCGGAAACUGUGAUAAAGAAUCACAAACCGGAGGACGUGUGGAAUUUUGUAGCGGAUUUCAGUAAAAUGAAGUUGCUUAAUCCAACGAUUGAAGAAUUCCGAAUUCUCAAGGACCAUGGAAACUUUAAUCACUGGAAAUAUGAAGUCGAGUAUAUCGAACGUCUCUCUCACUGGCCAUAUUGGAAAAAUGCCAACAUGGGCUAUUUUUCUGUGUACAAACUGCCACAAGAGCAAGGAGGUGAAUAUGUCGUUGAUUCCACUCAUAAAACGUGUUUCUUUGCCGGACUUUAUUGUCUUAAAGCUAAUGGUCAAUUUAAGUUUUCUAAUACACAUUCGCUGAAAGACACGCAGGUAGUUGAGACGGUGCAAUAUCAGUGUCCUCCAUUUAUUGGUAGCCUUUGUCGUCGCGAAGUAGAAUUCCAACGGAAGGCCAUCAUGGACAACCUUAAACUGCAUUUUGAACGUAAAUGA